This is a messenger RNA of Argentina anserina (silverweed cinquefoil), 2022 nucleotides long. RefSeq lists its product as uncharacterized. Bases 33 to 1790 code for a protein of 585 amino acids. The transcript is spliced from 15 exons. Gene Ontology annotation, biological process: recombinational repair. The record is from RefSeq and is a predicted model, not a curated record. NCBI's taxonomy places the organism in Eukaryota, Viridiplantae, Streptophyta, Magnoliopsida, Rosales, Rosaceae. Gene Ontology annotation, molecular function: ATP hydrolysis activity; ATP-dependent DNA damage sensor activity; ATP binding.
CUCUCUCUCUCAACCUUUGAGCUCUUCUGUUGAUGCAAUUUACAGACAUGAGAGCUCUCCGAGCCAUCUACACCCACCAACGCUUCCUCAAACCCAUCUCCCUCCCAAACCCAUCUCUCAUUUCCUUCCAAGACCCCACCUUUUCCCGCCAUUUCCACUCCUCCGAGGAGCCCCGCCGCGCCUGGUCCGUCUUCUCUCCCUCCCCAAAGGCCUCAAUAAGAAGCGAUGGGGGAGACUCAGAAAGCCAAGAGGAGAUGAGUCCGGCGAGGUUGGUGAAUGGGGUGAGUGAGAUUGAGAAGGGUAAGAGUGACAGGAGUGUUGGGAAGGUCAAAUCAGGAAGUGGGUCGGUGAAAAAUGGCAAGGGGAAGGUGAAGACUAGUUGGGUUUGUGACGACUGUGGGGAGACCCAUGGGCAGUGGUUGGGGAAGUGUAGGAGUUGUGAGCAGUUCAACACUUUGAAGCAGUUUUCGGAGAGAAGUGAUGAUGGGAUUGGGGUCUCGGAGAAGGUGAGGUCUUGGUUGCCUAGAGGGGAGGUUCAGCCGGUGAGAUUGAAUGAUGUCAACCGGGGGAUUAGUUGGAUGGAUCGGCGCAUUCCAUUGCAUGGGACCUUUGGAAGUGAAGUUGCGACUGUGCUUGGUGGUGGUAUUGUACCAGGUUCAUUGAUUUUCAUUGGCGGUGAUCCUGGUGUUGGCAAGAGUACACUUGUAUUGCAGAUUGCUGCGCUUAUAGCUGAAAGACAGGAGCUUGGUAAAGCAUCCAGUGUUGUAUAUGUCUCCGGUGAAGAGAGUAUUGAGCAAAUUGGGAGCAGAGCUGACCGUAUGGGGAUUGAAGCAGAUGAUCUUUUCCUGUACUCAAGUACUGAUAUUGAGGAUAUAUUCAAGAAAAUUCAGUCCAUAGCUCCACAGGCUCUAAUUGUUGAUUCCAUUCAAACAGUUUACCUUGAAGGAGUGGCAGGAAGCUCUGGAAGCAUUGGUCAGGUGAAGGAAUGUACCUCAGCCUUGCUGGCUUUUGCAAAGAGGACUAACAUUCCUGUUUUUUUGAUUGGGCAUGUAAACAAAUCUGGGGAGAUUGCUGGACCUCGUGUUUUGGAGCAUAUUGUUGAUGUCGUGCUGUAUAUGGAAGGGGAGAAGCACUCAUCCUAUCGUUUGCUUCGAUCUGUGAAGAAUCGUUUUGGAUCCACUGAUGAGCUUGGGGUAUUUGAAAUGUCACAAUCAGGAUUACAAGCUGUUUCAAAUCCCGGUGCGAUGUUUCUAGGAGAACAGGUUUCAGAUUCAGAGUAUUUGGCUGGUGUAGCUGUUGCUGUAAUAAUGGAUGGAUCUCGAAGUUUUCUCAUUGAGAUUCAGGCAUUAUGUGUAACAGGUCAAACAGUUUUACAGCAUGUAAAUGGAAUUCAAGCUAGUAGAGCUUCCAUGAUUAUUUCAGUGCUUGCAAAGCAAGCUGGUCUAAAGCUCCAGGAGAAUGCCAUCUUCUUAAAUGUUGUUAGUGGGUUGACACUGAAAGAAACUGCUGGUGAUCUUGCAGUAGCCGCAGCAAUUUGCAGCAGUUUCUUGGAGUCCCCUAUACCCAAUAGCACUGCAUUCAUUGGUGAAAUUGGACUAUGUGGUGAACUUCGCCUGGUUUCUGCAAUGGAUAAAAGGAUACAUACAUUGGCAAAACUGGGUUACAAGACAUGCAUUGUACCAAAGUUAGCUGAAGAAUCUCUAAAAGGAACUCCAGGUUUCGAGUUUAUCAAAAUCAUAGGCUGCGAGAAUCUGAAAGAGGUUAUCAAAAAUAUGUUCAGAUCAAACUGAAGUGGAGCACAUGAUUCAACUUUGUGCAUAAAUUGUAGAUAGUUCUGUCUUAGUUUUAGUGUUACGGGAAAUGGUGUAAAAAUGCAAGUCAUAUGUACUUGAUAGUCACCCAUGGCAGUAAGUGAGCGACUGCCUCAAUUUUGGAUGCAUCAGGCAGAAUGUAAUUACUGUGCCCCUGGCCUCACAUUGCUGAGAACAAACAAAUCUAACAACUUCAAAGACAAAAGUGCAA